CCCGUAAACUCAUGGUAUCAUGUUCCCAACCCUUUACUCUCAUUUUCUUCUCUGAAAAAAAAAAAAAUAACGCUUCACACUUUGCAUUUUUUAUUCACUUUUAUUCAUACCUUUCCCUCACGAUUAGGUCCCAUUUUUUUCUAUUUUAGAUGUUUUAUCAUUCUUUCUGAAUGAAUUUUCUUGAGAUAAGCUAUAAAUUUUUUGGGAAAAUACAGGGAGAAUUAAGUAGAAGUUGAUUGAGGAUGAUCCCAUCCCUUCUUUCUGAAUGAUUUUUCUUGAGAUAAGCUAUAAAUUUUUUGGGAAAAUACAGUGAGAAUUAAGUAGAAGUUGAUUGAGGAUGAUCCCAUGGGGUGGAUUGAGUUGCUGUCUCAGUGCAGCUGCGCUCUAUCUUCUUGGAAGGAACAGUGGAAGGGAUGCAGAUGUUCUCAAAUCAGUAACUAGGGUUAACCAGUUGAAGGAUUUGUCACUACUUCUUGACACUGCAUGUAAAGUUUUACCACUGGUUGUUACUGUUUCGGGGCGAGUAGGGUCAGAUACCCCAAUUCACUGUGAGCAUAGUGGUCUAAGAGGGGUAAUUUUAGAGGAAACGGCAGAACAACACUUUCUAAAGCACAAUGACACUGGAUCUUGGAUACAAGACUCUGCCUUGAUGCUUUCUAUGAGUAAAGAGGUUCCUUGGUAUUUGGAUGAUGGGACUGGUCGUGUCGUUGUCAUUGGUGCUCGAGGCGCAACAGGGUUGGUAUUAUCUGUUGCCAGUGAAGUUUUUGAGGAAUCAGGGCGUUCUUUAGUGCGUGGAACAUUGGAUUAUUUGCAAGGCCUCAAGAUGCUUGGAGUAAAGAGGAUCGAAAGAGUUCUUCCCACAGGCACAUCGUUGAUGGUUGUUGGGGAGGCUGUUAAGGAUGACAUUGGAACAAUUAGGAUACAACGACCCCAUAAAGGACCAUUCUAUGUGACACCGAAGAAUAUCGAUGACCUUAUUGCCAAUCUUGGUCAAUGGUCAAGGUGGUACCGGUUUGCUUCCUUGGGGUUCACAGUAUUUGGUGCUUUUCUGAUGGCAAAGCAUGUGGUUAGUUAUCUCCUUGAAAGAAGGCGUCGCAAGGCUCUGCAAAGAAGGGACUUAAAACAAGUUUUGGGGCACCGCAUUAUUCAAAGGGUUCUUGCAGCAGCUCAGCGAUCAGAGCUAGAUAACCAGGCAGGGGCUAAUGGGAAAGCUGAAGAUGGCCUAGAACCCAACAUGAAAAGGGAAUGCAUGAUGCCUGAUCUUUGUGUGAUAUGCCUGGAGCAACAAUAUAAUGCUGUUUUUGUGCCGUGUGGUCAUAUGUGCUGUUGCACAUCAUGCUCGUCGCACUUGACAAGCUGCCCACUUUGCCGGCGAAGGAUAGAACAGGUUGUGAAGACCUUUCGACAUUGAUACCCCACACAUCAGGCACUGUAUGUAGUUUUUGCCGGCGAAGGAUAGAACAGGUUGUGAAGACCUUUCGACAUUGAUACCCCACACAUCAGGCACUGUAUGUGUAUACAAUGAAGACCGUUACCUUUCAUACACAAAGGCCCCACAAAUCCGAGUUCAUUAGAUGAAAAUUAGAUGGCUGGGUUUAUCGUUUUCCUGUACAUAGGUUGAGAAAAAAUUUCGUAAGUUUUGAGCGUGAACAAGUGUUCAUCCAACCGCUCAAUUUCACAUCUGAAGGUCAGGGAUGGUUGUUGACCAUAUUGCAUCAAAGGUAAACAGUUUUAUUGUAUCCCAUAUAUUUUUAGGUGCUUGUAUUUGAAAGUGCCCCCCAAAACCAACUAUUGGUAUUGUUCAUAAAGUUCAUUCUUUUGGAGCUUACUGGGUGGGUGAUCAAGGAGGCACUUUAAUUCAUAUCUCCCCCUAGUGUUCACUCUCUGUUUGUGUUUUGAGGAUACUGCAUGUAAGUGCUUGCUUAUUUAAGUAGAAUAGAAAUUGUUAAA
Messenger RNA from Amborella trichopoda, 1950 nucleotides. It is a transcript of the gene DAL1, whose product is annotated as E3 Ubiquitin ligase family protein. The record is from RefSeq and is a predicted model, not a curated record. Gene Ontology annotation, molecular function: ubiquitin-protein transferase activity. NCBI's taxonomy places the organism in Eukaryota, Viridiplantae, Streptophyta, Magnoliopsida, Amborellales, Amborellaceae. Gene Ontology annotation, biological process: protein ubiquitination; organelle organization.